AGUGUGACGGGGAGGGAGGGGGGGACGGUGGGUGGUUGGUUGGUGAGUGAGUGAGUGAGUGAGUGAGGGGGGAGAGCAGAGUCAGUCUGACCCGAGGAAAUAUUGUGACACUUAAGUUCCGAAGAAGAAGCAGAGCAGCGACAGGACAACAGGACAGGAGUCCAGUCAGUCAGUCUGUCUGUCUGUCUGUGCGGGUGGGGGAGGCGGACAGACUCCACAAUGUGCGGAAUUUUCGCCUACCUUAACUACCAUGUUCCACAUACAAGAAGAGAAAUUAUUCAAAUCCUGUUCAAAGGAUUGCAGAGGCUCGAAUACAGAGGUUAUGAUUCUGCUGGUAUAGGAAUUGAUGGUGGAAAUCACAAGGAAUCCGAGGAGAAAGGGAAGCAAAUCUGCGUCAUCAAAAACAAGGGAAAAAUAAAGACCUUACAAGAGGAAAUAAACAAACAAGAAGAUGUCGACUUCGAUGCAGUGUUUGACAUGCAUUUGGGCAUUGCACACACCCGUUGGGCAACACAUGGGGUACCGAACAUUGUGAACAGCCAUCCGCAGCGAUCAGACAAGGACAAUGAGUUUAUCGUCAUCCAUAAUGGAAUCAUUACAAACUACAAGGAUCUGAGAGUGUUCCUGGAAAGCAAGGGAUAUGCGUUUGAGUCAGAAACGGACACGGAAUCCAUCGCCAAGCUUAUUAAGUAUGUGCACGAUAACCUGGAGAAUGAGAAUGUCAGCUUCGCCACCUUGGUGGAAAGAGUCAUUCAGCAACUGGAAGGUGCCUUCGCUUUGGUAUUCAAGAGUGUACACUUUCCCGGGCAAGCUGUUGCGACCAGACGGGGAAGCCCUUUGAUGAUUGGAGUAAGAAGCGAGCACAAACUUUCCACUGAUCACAUACCAGUUCUAUAUCGCACAGGUAAAGAACUGAAGGGAGGUUGUCUACUCUCUCGCACAGAUAAUUCUACCUCUUUAUUCCCUGUUGGACAAGAGAAGUCCGUGGAGUACUACUUUGCAUCGGAUGCCAGCGCUGUCAUCGAGCACACAAACAAGGUGAUUUUCCUGGAGGACAAUGACGUGGCUGCGGUGGUUGACGGCUGCCUUUCCAUCCAUCGGGUUGAGCGGACGGUGGCUGACUGUCCGGCUCGUGGCAUCCAGACCCUGCAAAUGGAACUGCAGCAGAUAAUGAAAGGAAACUACAGCUCUUUUAUGCAGAAAGAAAUCUUUGAGCAGCCGGAAUCCGUGGUUAACACAAUGAGAGGAAGAGUCGAUUUUGAGAACUGCACAGUGAUCCUUGGAGGAUUGAAGGAUUCAAUUAAGGAAAUCCGAAGAUGUAGACGCUUAAUAAUUAUUGCUUGUGGAACAAGCUAUCACACCGGUGUGGCUACACGCCAGAUCCUGGAGGAACAGACGGAGCUGCCGGUUCUGGUGGAACUCUCCAGCGAUUUCCUGGAUCGAGGCACCCCCGUGUUUAGGGAUGAUGUCUGCUUCUUCCUCAGCCAGUCAGGUGAGACUGCAGAUACUUUAAUGGCCUUGAGGUACUGCAAGGAACGAAGGGCGCUGACUGUUGGCAUCACCAACACCGUGGGCAGCUCGAUCUCUCGAGAGACAGACUGUGGCGUGCAUAUCAAUGCUGGGCCAGAGAUAGGCGUGGCCAGUACCAAGGUUUACACAAGCCAGUUUGUGAGUGUUGUGAUGUUUGCUCUCAUGAUGUCCGAAGACCGAAUCUCCAUGCAGAAAAGGAGGAGAGAGAUCAUCCAGGGCCUACAGGAGCUGCCAGACCUGAUAAAGCAGGUUCUGAAUCAGGACGAGGAGAUCCAGAGAUUGGCGAGCUCGCUGUACCAGCAGAAGUCUCUGCUCAUCAUGGGCCGUGGUUACCAUUACGCCACAUGCUUGGAGGGGGCGCUGAAAAUUAAGGAAAUCACCUUCAUGCACUCGGAAGGGAUUUUAGCGGGCGAACUGAAGCACGGGCCCCUGGCACUGGUGGACAAGCGAAUGCCAGUUAUCAUGGUGAUCAUGAGAGAUCCCACCUACAUCAAGUGCCAGAAUGCUCUGCAGCAAGUCGUGGCCCGGCAGGGCCAACCUAUUGUGAUCUGCGAGAAAGAUGACUAUGAGACUAUGAAGAACGCGUAUCACGUGAUCAAAGUACCUCACACAGUGGACUGUCUGCAAGGCAUCCUUACUGUUAUCCCACUGCAACUUCUUGCCUUCCACCUCGCCGUCCUCAGAGGCUAUGAUGUGGAUGACAACAAGCGACUGAGGAAGAUAGAAGCCGAUUAUUUGCCAGUGUGAAAGUCAACCUGGAUAUUGAAGAACACAGCCAAAGAUUUUAUAUCCAGCUCGGGGGCGGAAGGGCCUAUCUUAUCUACUUGAAGCAGGACAUCUCUCCUCUAUUGAUCUCCUGUGAUACUCAAUUUUUUUUAAAAUAGUUUUUUUGGUGGGUGGUAGGGGUGGAGGUUAAAUGCCCAUAUUAUCAGCACGGGAAUAUUGUAGUUUUCUGCCCUGCCGUUUGUAAAUGGGACAUCAUUUUUUAAACAGUCCGCGUGGCCUUUUGCUUAAACCACAGAUGGUUAUUAUAGGAGACAUUAAACAUUGGUAGAGGUGAAGUGGUCAGUCACUGAAACAUGCUAUAUACUCAGGUCAACUUUUUCUGAAAGCCUGCUAAGCAAAAGGCAAGCAAUUUAAUCUUAAUACCUUUAUGCCUACAGUUUUUGCCAAUAGAAAACAGAAAAAACCUGACAGCACUUCCCUGUGAAACUCUUUAAGAAAAAGAUUGCAAAGAGCUUUGAGAUGUUCACUGUUACAGGCGCUGUAUCAACUGCAAGGAUUGUUGUUUUCUUUUAAUUAUAAUUACUAUAGGAGCUAAUCCAAAUUCAUUCAAUGGGCAGGUUUCACAUCUGGUUUCAGCUUAUCGAUUGCCCUGUAGACCAUUCCCAACACCACUCAACAAUGACUUCUCUCGAGCAUGUAUAGGGUGUGCUGACCUUGUACAAAAAACACAGUAAAACCGCGAUAGAUCCCUUCUUUGAGAUGAAAAUAUAACAAAAACUUUCAGGUGGUAUUGUUUUAGUCCAAGUAAAACUCAAAUAAUAACUCUGAUCUGUAUAAAUCAUACACUCGCCUAAGUCAUACACCUGCCCAAGUCCCAUUCAAGAGAUACAUUCUGUGCAACUUUGCAUAAGUCACUUUAAAUGUAUGGUCCCAACUAUAUGAGUUAUGUGAAGUUUACUGUAGUAGAGAAUAAAUUGCUCCAAUAUA
Messenger RNA from Callorhinchus milii (elephant shark), 3243 nucleotides. RefSeq names its product glutamine--fructose-6-phosphate aminotransferase [isomerizing] 1. The coding region runs from base 220 to 2277 and encodes 685 amino acids. Gene Ontology annotation, biological process: protein N-linked glycosylation; UDP-N-acetylglucosamine metabolic process; fructose 6-phosphate metabolic process. Lineage: Eukaryota; Metazoa; Chordata; Chondrichthyes; Chimaeriformes; Callorhinchidae. The record is from RefSeq and is a predicted model, not a curated record. Gene Ontology annotation, molecular function: L-glutamine:D-fructose-6-phosphate transaminase (isomerizing) activity; carbohydrate derivative binding. The transcript has 19 exons.